AUGGAGAUUGUUAUUUUACGGAGCGCGGAGGAGGCAGACCAGAACCGUUGCGAACCGCAUGAAUCGUUCCACGUACGUCCUGCUGUUCCACCGCAUCCCCGUUAUAAGAACCCCACUCUCGGUACAAUCAUGGGGCAGGCGAAUUCCACAUUCGAAAGGCCUAGCUCGCCCCCCACCUCGCCCGUCGGCCGCUACAGCUUCCCUCCGCCGCUCUUUCCGCCCUCCCCUUCCGCCGCGCUCCCCUCCCCGCGCCUGACCACUCCGCGCGCGUGGCAUCCGGACGUCGUGCGCGCGGUCUUCUCCGACAGCGACUGCGUGCACGACGCCGUGUCGGGCCUCUUGACUCAGUACGUCGAGAAAAUAGUCGGCGCCACGGAUGCCAACUACCGCGACCCGGACUCCAUAGAAGCCAUCUUCCUAGGCGCUCCCGCUACCGGCGGCGGCGGCAGCAGCGAAGGCGGCGGCGAUGACGGCGGAGGAGGCGACGGCGGCGCCCGCGCGGCGCAUUCCGCAACCGCGGCGGAUGCGCCAGAACUCCCGGGACGGCGUUCGUCCCCCUCCUCCCCCACUAAUGGGGAACAUUCCGCCAACUCCGCAGUAGCUGCAGCUGCGGGCGAAGGGGUUGCUACAGCCGCCACAGCGGCUGCAAAUGCGUCACGCGCGGUCCCGAGCGAAUCCGUCGCGUCGCAGCAGCAGCAGCCGGCGCUGCAUCCGCUGAAGCGGCUGUCCAGCCGGCGGCUCGUGGCGGCGCCCGUGGCGCGCGCGCGGGAGGCGGCGACGCGCGAGGCGCUGGAGCAGCUGGAAGACGCGAUGCGACAGCUGGCGCGCGCCGAGUACGACUGGCUGGUGAGCAAGAUCGCGGAAGCUUCCGCGAUGGCGGCGGGGAAUAAGGAGGUGAGCAGCGCAAAUAAUUCGGGGGUGGGCGGAGGGGGAGCGGGCGGAAGAAGCGGGCGGAGCAUUGCGGGGAUCGGGAGUAUCAGUCAACGGUUUAACCGAAGCACCAGCACUAGGUCCGGGUUUGGCCCGGCGAGCUCCCGAACGGGGAACGUAGGCUCGGUCCUCCCGCCGCACCCGUUCCCUCGAAGCUCGUCGCAGAAAGCAGCGAAAGCGGGGCACAGUCGCUCGCUCUCGCUGGGGCAGGCGCUGUCGCACAGGCACGCGAGCAGCAGCCAAUCAGAGGCGCGCGCGAAGCCUGCCGAAAGUCGCACAGCGUCGCAGGGGCAUCUUGGGCUGGAGGCUGCGAAAGUGGAAGCGGUGUUCGUGGUGGGGCUGGCGAUGUGGGUCGAAUUCUGGAAGCAGUGGGCCAAACCUGCCAGCCACGGCGCCGAAGCUGCAGCCUCGGCGCUAGGCUCGGGAUUAGGCUCCGCGGCGCAGGGGGGGAAGCUGGGGAGGGGGGCGGGGCAGUGGGGGCGGAAGGGCGCGGAAGGGGGGCUGCGGAGUCUGAAGAAGCGGAGGGAGAGGAUGAGGCGGAAAGAAGGGGGGAAUGGGGGGAAAGGGGGAGGUGCGGGGAAGGAUGGGGGAGUGUUGGGGAAAGAGGGGAAGGAGAGGGUUCUAGGGGGUAAUUCCGUGCUGGAAGUGCAAUUGGACGGGUUAAGUUGCAAGAAACCCUUGGAAGAAGGGACUUUCUUCUCAGUUGACCUGGGGGAUGGGGAGGAGGGAGAUAAAGGGGGGAGAGGGGAGGCGGAGGGGGGAAUGGAGAGUAUCGAUUUGUCAGGGGGGCGGGACGAGGGGAGGAAGAGAAGGGGAGGGAGGGGAGGAAGGGCAGGAAGGGGGGAACACGGGCAGGAUUCUGGAAACUUCGUGGAAGGAUUGGGCACUGAUUAUUGGGAAGGUGGGGAGCGGAACGGGGAGGUGAGGGAGAGGGAUUCGAAGGAGGCACGGCACAAGAGGCUGUGGCAGAAGAAACGACGCCACAAGGCGGGACAUGGCGUGGCGGGAAAUGGAGUGGCGGGACAUGGGGUGGCAGGAGUUGGUUUGGAUGCACGGCUGUCUGUUAUUGAGUGUUCCCCCCCAGAGCUAGACACUGUAGCUGCUACUGCUGCUGCCAACCACUGUAACGGGUCCUUCUAUGACGAGGAUUUCUCUAGUGAUGCUGUAAGGUUUGAUUUUGAAAAGCUUCCUAACGGAGCACUCUGUAACGAGGACAGCUGGAGCUCUGGCAGCAACGGCUCGAGCGACGAAAGCUCCUACUACAAUCUCAAUGAGUACGGCGCUUAUAACGAGUGCAGAGCUUUUAACGUGUUCGGAUCUUAUAACGAGUACGGCGCCAGCUACAGCGCGAACAGCUACAGUGCGAGCGGCAGCAGUGGCACGCCAUUCUCAGGGGCGUGUGCCCCGCACGGGGCGGCGUGUGGUGUGCACGUGGCAGAGGUGGAGGGCGACCUCAGGGCCGAGGCCGGGCGGCAGCUGCAGGAGCAGCUCUUGGCGGAUCUGCUGGACGGCUGGCAGGGCGCUCUGGGCGGCAAGCAGGGCGCAUGGGGGGAGGUGGGAUCUGGGGGCGGUGGGACUGCUGCAGCGGAGGCUCGGGAGGCGGUGGAGCGGGAGAAGGAGGCUCGGGAGUGCCGCAUAUUUGUGAUGCAGUGCCUGCUCGACCUAGUAGACGCUCUGGCCCUCAAGUGCCGCUUGAGACUGCAACCCCCCUCUGCCAGCGCGUAUCUAGAGGGGCUCGUGGGGGGAGUGGAGGGACUGAGGGGGGUGAACGGGGUGGUUGCAGGGGUGGAAGGGUAUGCAUUGGAGGGGUAUGGGGUGGGGGGGUAUGGGGGAGUAGCGACGCCUACAGGGAGUGUGACAGUGAUGAAGGGGUUCCGGGACGACGAGGAGAGUGCAGCAGGGGUUGUGUCAGGUGGCAGGGGCACGAGAAGCACUGUAGCAGGUGGCGGCAGCACGUCGCCACUGCUCAACGGGCAAGGCUUCAACCCGGCUCUCUUCCACCGCCAGCCCUCCUGGGCCUCGGGCAGACCUGCUGCCAGCAGUGCCUGGGAGACAGGCAAGCCUCCUCCUGCUGCUGCUGCUGCUGGUGGUGCUGCUGCUGCUGCUGCUGGUGCUGCCGCUGCUGCUGGUGCUGCUGCUGCUGGUGCUGCUCGUUCUUCGCUGUACCGGCAGCCGUCGUGGGGUGGGGGAGACAGUGCGUUGUUCCAGCGCCAACCAUCCUGGCAGGGGGGUGCGUCGCCCUUCCAGCGCCAGCCGUCCCUGCAGGGGGGCAGUGCAGCCCUUUUCCAGCGCCAGCCGUCUAUCGGCUUCCGCAGCAAGAUUGGCUCCUUGUUUCUUGGGGAGGAGCGGGGGGCGGCAGGGGGAGGGGAGGAGGAGGAUGGAGGCAUGGGGGAUCCGUCGAGGCUGUGGAGGAGGCACGGGACGAUAGGCUCGGGUGUGGGUCGGGCAGGCAGCAUGUCCGUCUCUAAUGCCCUUGCUCCCAUGCGCCGUGCCACUGCUGGCGCUGCUGGCGAGUUCGCUUCCACUGCAUCUGUCUCCUCCUCCUCUGCCUCUGCUGCAUCAGCUGUGGGCUUCUUUGGUCCCACACGACUCACAGAGCUGGCAGAGCUGGCACUCGUGCGCUCCAUUCUACAUGCCCCCACCACUGCUGCCCCCAACACCACUGCAGCUGCCACCGGCUUUGCUCGCACCCCUCCCAACACCUCUCCCCAUGGCCUUACCAAAGCCCCUACCAACGUCUCUACCAACGCCCCCACCACGAACCAGUCUACUCCCUACUCGCACCGUCUGCGCCAGCUGGACUCGCUCCUCACCACGCAUGCGCUCGGCCCGGGGAUUCUCGCCCUCGUGUUGGCCGGGGAAGUUGCGGAACUACCCCAUUUGACCCAGGAGGACCUGUGGCUUUUAGCCGAUAGGGCGGACGAGAUGGGGUGCACGGAGGCGGCUAUAAGAAUCUCUCUUAGAGCCGCCGCUGUCGCUUAUGACGAUCUGGAUACUGUAGCAGAUACGGUCCGGGCAGCGAUGGUGCCUAAUGGGACGGAGCCGGUGCCGCAGCGCAUCCACCGGCUGCUGGGGGCGGCGCAUUUUGGACUGACGCACGCGCCAUCAGGCGCCGUGCGGUGGCGCUAUGCCAUGGCGUUCGGGGCCGCGUUCUUGGAGCCGCUGCGGGCCGCUGCUGCUGCCAGCGCUGCUGCUGAGGCAAGGACGAACGGGUUCCUGCAGCUGAGCCGCGUGUUUGGUGCCCCGCCCUCCCGCGAGGAGCAGGAGCGCGCGGGCGAGAUGAGCGCCCUGUGCGCCCGGUUCGUGCUGAGGCUGGCGAUUGAGCCGCUGCUGGUGGUGGACGAAGAGGAGGAGGAGGGGGAGGGGGAGGGGGAGGGGGAGGGGGAGGAUGAGUUGAAAGGGGAUGAGGAUGGGGAGGAGGAAGGGGAGGAGGGGGUGGAGAGGGGAGGGGCCGAGGUGGAAGGGGGAGAAGGGAACGGGGUUGAGGGGGAACGAAUGGAGGGGGAAGAGGUGCAGGUGGAAGGGGAGGGGGAGGGGGAUGGGGAAGGGGAAGGGGACGGGGAUGGGGAGGGGAAAGAGAAAGGGGCGGAGGGGAAAGGUGUGGAAAGGGGAGUGGUGGAGGGGGAAGAGGGGGAAUUGAACGGAACAGAAGGGAAGGGCGAGGAAGAGAAAGGGGAGGAGGGGAGGAAGGGGGAGGCUGAGGAUGAUGGCAAGGGGGUAGCAGGUAGAGAGGAAGAGGGCACGGAAAGCGAUGGUGAGGGUGAGAACGUUAUCAUCUAUGCCGGACAGUACUAUUGGAGAAGUGCGGUGCAGCGCGGUGGGAAGAGCGUGCGGCCGUUCCGCAGCAAGAGUGUGCGGCAGUGCGAGGGCAGCUCGGCAGCAGGGACGGGAGAGACUUUUGAGUCGGCUUGCGAGUCGUUUCGCAGCGAGAGUGUGCGAUCAGGUGAUGGGCGCACGGCAGCAGAUACGGGAGAGACUUUUGAGUCCGCUCGCGAGUCGUUUCGCAGCGAGAGUGUGCGAUCAGGUGAUGGGCGCACGGCAGCAGAUACGGGAGAGACUUUUGAGUCGGCUCGCGAGUCGUUUCGCAGCGAGAGUGUGCGAUCAGGUGAUGGGCGCACGGCAGCAGAUACGGGAGAGACUUUUGAGUCCGCUCGCGAGUCGUUUCGCAGUGAGAGUGUGCGAUCAGGUGAUGGGCGCACGGCAGCAGAUACGGGAGAGACUUUUGAGUCGGCUCGCGAGUCGUUUCGCAGCGAGAGUGUGCGAUCAGGUGAUGGGCGCACGGCAGCAGAUACGGGAGAGACUUUUGAGUCCGCUCGCAAGUCGUUUCGCAGCGAGAGUGUGCGAUCAGGUGAUGGGCGCACGGCAGCAGAUACGGGAGAGACUUUUGAGUCCGCUCGCAAGUCGUUUCGCAGCGAGAGUGUGCGAUCAGGUGAUGGGCGCACGGCAGCAGAUACGGGAGAGACUUUUGAGUCGGCUCGCGAGUCGUUUCGCAGCGAGAGUGUGCGAUCAGGUGAUGGGCGCACGGCAGCAGAUACGGGAGAGACUUUUGAGUCGGCUCGCGAGUCGUUUCGCAGCGAGAGUGUGCGAUCAGGUGAUGGGCGCACGGCAGCAGAUACGGGAGAGACUUUUGAGUCUGCUCGCAAGUCGUUUCGCAGCGAGAGUGUGCGAUCAGGUGAUGGGCGCACGGCAGCAGAUACGGGAGAGACUUUUGAGUCUGCUCGCAAGUCGUUUCGCAGCGAGAGUGUGCGAUCAGGUGAUGGGCGCACGGCAGCAGAUACGGGAGAGGGGCGGGCAAUUGCAAGCUUCUUUACCACCAAGCAGGGCGCUCUCAACGAGGGGCAAGGGGCUCUCAAGGCGGUGCUGGAGCAGGGGGGUGCGAGUGAGGGAGUUGUGAGGGGAGUUGUGAGGGGGUUGAAGGGGGUGGCAAAAGGAGAGGAGACGGGCAGUAGGCGUGACGAGAAAAGCGAGGAGGGGAUUGAUGGGGAGGUGUGCGAGGAGGGUAGUGAGGAGGAGCGGGAGGAAAAGCAAGAUGAGGAGGAGGAAGAUGAUGGGGAGGAACAAGGCGAGGAUAGCUUCUCGUUUGGCAAGGCCUCCACCAUUCACUCACGCGAGUCUUCCUCUCCCCAACACCCACCACCAUCCCUCCCUCCCUUCACCGUUUUCCCAAAAUCCACCUCUUCCUCUCUCGCCUCUUCGACCAAAACUGCCCCCACGUCCCGCCCUCCGCCUUUCUCCCUGCACACCCAAAACGGUCGCAUCGCUCCCCGGCCCUCCCCGCUAGGCUCGGCAGUGGCAGAAGGCCCGGACGGCCUGCCGGCCGAGGCUGUGCGGGAGGCUCGGCAGCGGCAGGUUCGGGAGGCGGCGCUGGUUCGGUGGGCGGCGGAAGUGAGUUUCCCGGGCGUGGAGGUGGGGUGGGCGCAGUGGAAGGCGGUGGGUGGGCUGCUGGAGAGGGAAAGCGCGUUGGCCCACAAGGCACUGCCUGUGAUGUGGGGAAAGGCAGUCAAAGGGACGUUCAAGGCAGUGACGCCAGACGUUGCGAUACCAGAGCAGCAGGUGUUGGAGGUGUUUGACUGGGGGUUGGAAGGGCCACCCACCACCUUUACCACCCUCACCUCGUUCCUUCCUCUCUUCCUCCCACCCCACAGGCAGUGA
Molecule: messenger RNA, 6582 nt
Organism: Closterium sp. Yama58-4
Lineage: Eukaryota; Viridiplantae; Streptophyta; Zygnematophyceae; Desmidiales; Closteriaceae
Source: the annotation of a GenBank genome assembly